Messenger RNA from Thamnophis elegans (Western terrestrial garter snake), 981 nucleotides. It is a transcript of the gene ZNHIT1, whose product is annotated as zinc finger HIT-type containing 1. The record is from RefSeq and is a predicted model, not a curated record. The transcript is spliced from 6 exons. The coding region runs from base 352 to 825 and encodes 157 amino acids. Gene Ontology annotation, cellular component: Swr1 complex. Gene Ontology annotation, molecular function: nucleosome binding. NCBI's taxonomy places the organism in Eukaryota, Metazoa, Chordata, Lepidosauria, Squamata, Natricidae. Gene Ontology annotation, biological process: chromatin remodeling.
UCCAGGCAAGCAGAGGCGGAAGUCCCUAUGCCUCCAAGUAACAUGGCGUAAGUUUGCCGAUCACAAGUAGACCGGGAGCCCUUAGAUGGGCAGUGAAUGUAUACACUGCAUCGAGAGCGCCCAAGCCUGAUUAGGUUUCCUCCGUACCUCGUCACCUCUCGCUGUGCAAAGGUUUUCGCAGCUUGGAAAGCCGGAGUGGCGAGAAAGGAGGCGAAUUGAUCCCAGAAACAUCAGGAAAAACUCCCACCUGGCUGGCAGAAUGGUGGAAAAGAAAAUUUCAGCCAACAAGAGUCUGGACUGAUUAAAACAUUCUUUCGUACAUCUGUUUUGGCUUUCGUUCCUGGACGGAGAAUGGGGGGUCAGAACAGAAAUCAAUGUACAAGGUCUCAGGACCCUGGGCAGAGGCGUAUUUUGGACCGGGCCACCCGCCAGCGCCGUCUCAACCGCCAGUUAGAGGCCCUGGAGAAUGACAACUUCCAGGAUGACCCUCAUGCCAAUAUGCCACAGCUGGUGAAGCGUUUGCCUCAGUUUGAUGACGAUGCCGAAACAGGGAAAAAGAAGAAGAAAACCCGCGGAGACCAUUUCAAGCUGCGCUUCCGUAAAAAUUUCCAGGCAUUGCUAGAAGAACAGCAGAACCUCAACACCAGCGAGGGCCCCAACUACCUGACCGCCUGCGCGCCCCCUUCCAAUUUGCCGCAACGUCAUUUCUGCACGGUGUGUGGCUUCCCUUCAAAUUACACCUGUGUUUCUUGCGGCGCCCGCUACUGCUGUGUCAAAUGUUUGGGAACACAUCACGAAACCCGGUGCUUGAAGUGGACAGUUUGAGUUACGCCAUGAAGAUUUCUAAGAAUUCUUAUCUUAUAAAGAGGUCCAUUCAAACAACCAGCUUGUCUCCCUCACGGGACAAAUCUCCCUGCCGCGAAGAGGUGUCAACUGGACUGUAAUUUGCGUUUGAGUAAUAAAAUGUUUUUGUGUUUUGUA